Ascochyta rabiei is the source of this 246-nucleotide messenger RNA. RefSeq lists its product as uncharacterized. NCBI's taxonomy places the organism in Eukaryota, Fungi, Ascomycota, Dothideomycetes, Pleosporales, Didymellaceae. The transcript has a single exon. The record is from RefSeq and is a predicted model, not a curated record. The coding region runs from base 1 to 246 and encodes 81 amino acids.
AUGCUGACAGGCAUUGAGCGCCGUGCGACACGAGGCGCAAAGGGAGACCCUUGGGAUCCACCACAAGAGAACAUUGUCGACGUUGACAUCACACAAUUCACGCAUCUCCCUCCAUCUCCACGGAGAAGUGGUGAUACAGCUGGAAAAUAUGUCUGGGCCAAGCGAAUUUCCGGGUUUGCGCAGGAGUGGUUCCUCUGCAUCAGUGCGGAUGAGUGGAUGGAGGGUGUUUUGCGAUGCAAGGGAUAG